This is a messenger RNA of Macaca mulatta (Rhesus monkey), 8362 nucleotides long. The record is from RefSeq and is a predicted model, not a curated record. NCBI's taxonomy places the organism in Eukaryota, Metazoa, Chordata, Mammalia, Primates, Cercopithecidae.
UUAUGGUUCUUUUAGCCAACUUCUUCCUUAUUUAGUGAAAUUCAUAACAAAUAAGUACAAAUUAAAACCAUAAACAAACCAGUAGUUAAAACAACAGACAUUUAUUCUCUCCCAGUGCUGAAGGCCAGAAGCCUGAGAUCAAGGUGUUGGCAAGGCCAGCCUCCCUCUGAAGCCUCCAGAGGAGAAUCCUUCCUCCCGUCUUCCAGCUCCUGGUAGCUCCCGGCAGUCCUGGGUGUCCUUGGCUUGUGGCGCAUCACUCCAGUCCCUGCCUCGGUCUUCAUGUGUCUGCCUUCUUGUCCGUGUGUCCUCUUCUCUGUCAUAAGGUCACGAGUCCUUGGACUUAGGACCCAUCCUGAUCUAGUAUGACCUCACCCUAGCUUAACUAAUUAUAUCUGCAAAGACCCUAUUUCCAAAAAAAGUCACAUUGUGAGGUUCUGGGAGGCUAUGAAUUUUAGAGGAUACUAUUCAACCCAUGACAGAUACCAAAGGAGAAAAUUAUGUUAUGUCCUGUCAUUUGGGCAACAGCCUUUACUGAGGAUGAGGUAGAGAAGUAACCCACUCUGAAUCACAGAUGUGCUCAGGAAACUUUGUCAACAAAACAGCCAUUAAUUUGGUUUGAUAACCAAUAGUUGUUGAUAACCCAAGUUAUCAUUGAUGAUAAUAAGCAACUAACAGAGUAUCCUCUUGACCAUGUGGUGUUUAGACUUUGGCCGUUGCUGGCCCCACGGUGACACAGGAAGGAACUGGCUGGUCCCAGUAGGGAGUUAUCACACCUAUAGGCGCUUACUCAGCAGCUGCAAGGAACCUAUCACUUUACUAGGUGGGGAGGGUGGCACAGAAGAAAGGUCCCCAAUUGCUUAUCCUCAAGAAACUUGCACUAUUGUGAUUCCUUGGUACAUGUGAAGCAAACAGAGGUCAGUAAAUAGGUGGACCAUUUGUCAUUCUGAAUACAUUUCCAUGAAAUUUGGAAGCUCAUUAGCAAAAUAUGUCUUUUGUUUGAUUUGGGCAUAUUGAUUUGGAUAUCAUCUUCAAACAAAAUGGUAGCUGAUGUCUGCUACAUUCAUUGUAGACAUCAUAUAGCUGAGAAGUUUUUCUGCAUAGGGUCCAGUGUUUGUAGAGUAAAUAUCAUUAGAGCUGUCGUUACUAGAUUUGGUGAUGACAGAGAUGUGGGCAGUUCAGCAGUGAGCAGUGGUGACUUAAAGUGGGAGAGGAUUGGGUGAAGGGUACUAGCUGAUUGUUGCUUGGAUUUUAUGGCCUUAAUGCAUGGCAUUUCCAUAGCGUAUACUUAUUAGUUUGAAGCAGAUCUGUUCCUAAUAUCCUUGGGUCCUGAGUCUUGAAAUUCUUUGCUUUCCAGUUCUGUCUUCCUCCACCCCAAGAGGGGCCUCCUAGUGAGCGUGUGUUGCUCUAUCCUGCGUGUUGCUCUGCUGUCCCUGAGGUGCACACACUGCGGGUACCGUGGUCCUGCAGGAGAACAGGUCCAGGGGAUGGGGCUUGUGAGGUCUGGAGGUAGAUCAGAGAGGUCCUGGGUGCAGAUACCUAGAGCGCAGCCUGGGAUGCAGCUGGGGCAUGGCUGGCACCUUUCUGUGGGGUUCUGAGGCCAGUCGGGGACAAGAGGGGUACUGCAGGCUUACCUGGGCUGGCCCAUUUUAACUCUUCCUGGACUUUUGUAUCACCCCUGGGUAGGGUUGUUACUCACACCAUAAAGUGGUGUAGCUCCCAUGGUUUCCAGUUCAUUCUUCCAACAGCCAUUGUUGAGUGUCUGUCAUAUCCGAGGCAUUCUCCUGGACAUUUUGAGAAAUGCAGUGAUGAGCAGGAUGGAUCUUGCCCUCAGUGAGCUUGCAAGUCUUGCUGGGGAGAAAGACGCGUGUGUAUACCUCUCUUAAUGAAGUGGAAAGUGAUAGUUGUUACGGGAACAUUCCAGUUAACUUGUUAUGGGGAGUCAAAACCCAGAAAGAUGCUACUUGUCUGGGUGGGCUGUGGGAUGGGGAAGAUGAGGAGAUCAGGGGCUUUGUGGAGCAGCGGCUUGUGUGUGGUUUGAAGGAUGAAUCAAUGUGGAUUUGUCAUUGUAAGCAGCAGUUGGAAAAGGGUCCCCUCCUUGUGGCAUUUGUUAGUGGAUUCAGUAGGACUAGCUGAGUAAUGUUAAGAUUUGGGAGAAUGACAGGCACCAUGUAUUUUCACCUGUAACAUCAAUCUUUUGACUUAGCAACCCUAAAUUAGCCUGAGAGUCCAACAUUUUUUUAUGUACUAUGUGUGUAUAGUCCUCUUUUGAGUUUAACUUGGAUAGCUUUGCCUUUCUUCAACAUUAUUAAUAGGGUCUUGGUACAGACUUUUUAGUUAUAACACAACAUGUACGUCCUGAAGGAACAGGGCUUAUGGAAAAAAUAGAGCCGGGGCCGGGCUGCUCAAACUCCAUGUAGCUUGGAAAUAGUAUAAAAAAUCAUAAAAAAUACAUGAUACAUUUCUAAUACAUAAAACAGUAUUAUGGUAAGUAUGGGGCUUUAUAUUAGGAAAAAGAUUGUUGGAAGGGGAUGAGGUUGCUGGACUAGCUAGAUCGGAGCAGGAAGGAGCAAGUGGAAAGCAGGUCGAAGAUAGCAUGGUGGAACUGCACUGUCAGGGGAACAGGCAUUGUGCUCGGAGCUCUGGGUUCCCCUGCACCCCCAAAAAUUCCAAGGCUGGUGACCUUUGCCGUCGGUGGCCCUUCCAUGGUUGUGCCCCUUUUAACUCUUGCUGGACUUUUAUAUCACCCCUGGGUAAGGCUGUUAUUCACACCAUAAAGUGGUGUAGCUGCAAUGGAUUCUGGUUCCAACAGCGAUUUUUGAGUGUCUGUCCUCUCUAAGACAUUCUACUGGACAUUUUGAGAAAUGCAAUAAUUUCUUAAAUGCAAUGAUUUCUCCGUGAUGUGGCGCAUUCCUAUGCUGGAAAAACCAUGUUUGAGCCCAUGGUCUGUCACCUAGACUGAUAUGACAGUGGCCCUCUGUUGGCCAGUGGAGGAGGCGUUGGCCUGGUUACAGAGCCCGCCUUCUGGCAGGUAGACCAGGUCCGCCUUCUCCAGUGUGGUUGGGCCAGAACCCCAGGAUGGUGAGCCUUUCUUUGUGGUUGUUGCUCUGCCAAUCUUGAGUCAGUCCUUGCUUUUUCCUGGCAGAAAGUGUUUUGGGUAUUCUGUGCUCUGAAGGCUCAGUGCAGCGUUGAGCUUCAGUUCCUCGUGUUUCCUGGGGGAUGAGGUUCCCUGUGAGUCUCCUUGUUAUGACUUGAGACAGUGGAUAAUAGUUACAAAAGCAGGUCUUGGUUUAGUGAGAGCUGGUUCAGGUGGCUGAAAAACACGACUGUUUGACCGACUUCCUUUCAAAGAUUUAUAAUCCAGCCCUAAAUAUGUGAAUGUUUCUCUCUUCGCUCUCUCCUCUCUUUCUUUCCACCUUCCCCCAUCUCUCUCCCUUGUAUGUCUCUGUCUCUCCCUCCCUCUUUCUGCCCACAUGUCCCAUCUUUCUCUGUGAACACUGAAGGAGAGAACUCUUUUAAAAGUUAAUGAACGAGUUGCAGUGGAACCCUACUAGAUUUUCCUUCCAUUAAAUGCCUGCUACAGACUUUUAAUGGAUGUUUUAACUAGGCAUUGUUAUCAAAAGGACUGUUGCACAAAUUAAAACCAGGCCCACAAUCUGUGAAGAGAAACCGGAUUUACUUUUUGCCUUCAGGUAAAAAAGAAAAAUGCAUGGAGGAGGUGAACUCCACAUUGAUAUUUUUAGAAGUUGGAUGUGAGAAGUAGCCAGUGCCACCUGAAGCUAUGGAAACAAACAGGAGCUUGGACUCUGCAGGCAUACCUCUUUUUAAAGUGAAGACAUUUACAGGAAGCCCUGGAUUUUUAAGGCUUAUGUUCCUGAGGAAGAAUUGAAGGCAGCAGAAAUAGAUGAAGAGCACGUGGAGGAUGACGGGCUGUCUUUGGACAUUCAGGAAAGUGAGUACAUGUGCAAUGAAGAGACGGAGAUCAAAGAGGCGCAGAGCUACCAGAACUCCCCAGUCAGCUCUGCGACUAACCAGGACGCCGGCUACGGGUCGCCCUUCAGUGAGAGCAGCGACCAGCUGGCCCAUUUCAAAGGCUCUUCCUCUCGAGAAGAGAAGGAGGAUCCGCAGUGUCCCGACAGCGUCUCCUACCCCCAGGACAGCCUGGCACAGAUCAAAGCUGUGUAUGCAAACUUGUUCUCUGAGUCCUGCUGGUCCAGCUUAGCUCUGGAUUUAAAGAAGUCGGGUUCCACCACCAGCACCAAUGAUGCCAGCCAGAAGGAGAGCUCCGCCCCCACCCCCACGCCCCCCGUCUGCCCAGCCAGCACCGCCGGCCCCACGGCGAGCACGCCCAGCACCAGCUGCAGCUCCAGCACCAGCCACAGCAGUACCACCAGUACCAGCAGCAGCUCCGGGUACGACUGGCACCAGGCCGCACUGGCCAAGACGCUGCAGCAGACGUCCUCGUACGGGCUGCUCCCCGAGCCCAGCCUGUUCAGCACCGUGCAGCUCUACCGCCAGAACAACAAGCUCUACGGCUCCGUCUUCACUGGCGCCAGCAAGUUCCGGUGCAAAGACUGCAGCGCCGCGUACGACACGCUGGUGGAACUGACGGUGCACAUGAACGAGACAGGCCACUACCGUGAUGACAACAGGGACAAGGACUCCGAGAAGACCAAGCGGUGGUCCAAGCCCAGGAAGCGCUCCCUGAUGGAGAUGGAGGGGAAGGAGGACGCCCAGAAGGUGCUGAAGUGCAUGUACUGUGGACACUCCUUUGAGUCCUUGCAGGACCUCAGCGUCCACAUGAUCAAAACCAAGCAUUACCAGAAAGUGCCUCUGAAGGAGCCAGUGCCAGCCAUCACCAAACUGGUCCCCUCCACCAAAAAGCGGGCGCUUCAGGACCUGGCGCCCCCCUGCUCCCCUGAGCCAGCAGGAAUGGCCGCAGAGGUGGCCCUGAGUGAAUCAGCCAAGGAUCAGAAAGCGGCGAACCCAUACGUCACGCCCAAUAACCGCUACGGCUACCAGAACGGUGCCAGCUACACCUGGCAGUUCGAGGCCCGCAAGGCACAGAUCCUCAAGUGCAUGGAGUGUGGCAGCUCCCACGACACCCUGCAGCAGCUCACCGCCCACAUGAUGGUCACCGGGCACUUCCUGAAAGUGACCACCUCAGCCUCAAAGAAGGGCAAGCAGCUGGUGCUGGACCCCGUGGUGGAAGAGAAGAUCCAGUCCAUCCCCCUGCCGCCCACCACCCACACGCGGCUGCCGGCCUCCAGCAUCAAAAAGCAGCCCGAGUCUCCCGCAGGGUCCACAGCUUCGGAAGACAAGAAAGAGCCGGAGAAGGAGAAGCCGCCCGUGGCUGGUGAUGCGGAGAAGAUCAAGGAGGAGAGUGAGGACAGCUCGGAGAAAUUUGAGCCCAGCACCCUGUACCCCUACCUGCGCGAGGAGGACCUGGACGACAGCCCCAAGGGAGGGCUGGACAUUCUCAAGUCCCUGGAGAAUACCGUCUCCACGGCCAUUAGCAAAGCCCAGAAUGGCGCACCCUCGUGGGGUGGUUACCCCAGCAUCCACGCGGCCUACCAGCUGCCGGGCACCGUGAAGCCACUCCCGGCGGCCGUGCAGAGUGUGCAGGUGCAGCCGUCCUAUGCUGGCGGCGUGAAGUCGCUGUCUUCCACCGAGCACAACGCCCUCCUGCACUCGCCGGGGAGCCUCACGCCCCCACCGCACAAGAGCAAUGUGUCUGCCAUGGAGGAGCUGGUGGAGAAGGUCACGGGCAAGGUCAGCAUCAAGAAGGAGGAGAGGCCCCCUGAGAAGGAGAAGAGCUCCCCGGCCAAAGCUGCGUCCCCCGUAGCAAAAGAGAAUAAAGAUUUCCCUAAAACGGAGGAAGUCAGCGGCAAACAGCAGAAGAAGGGCCCUGAGGCCGAGACCGGGAAGGCCAAAAAGGAGGGACCGCUGGACGUUCACACCCCAAACGGCACAGAGCCUCUCAAAGCAAAGGUCACCAACGGCUGUAACAACCUGGGGAUCAUCACCGACCACUCGCCAGAGCCUUCCUUCAUCAACCCUCUGAGCGCUUUGCAGUCCAUCAUGAACACCCACCUGGGCAAGGUGUCCAAGCCCGUGGGCGCCUCGCUGGACCCGCUGGCCAUGCUCUACAAGAUCAGCAACAGCAUGCUGGACAGGCCGGCGCGCCCCGCCGCCUCGGUGAAGCAGGCCGACGCCAUCGACCGCUACUACUACGAAAACAGCGACCAGCCCAUUGACUUAACCAAGUCCAAGAACAAGCCGCUGGGGUCCGGCAUGGCCGAUCCGGUGGCGUCACCUCUGCGGGAGAGCGCGCUCAUGGACAUCUCUGACAUGGUAAAAAAUCUCACAGGCCGCCUGACGCCCAAGUCCUCCACGCCCUCUACAGUGUCGGAGAAGUCUGAUGCUGAUGGCAGCAGCUUUGAGGAGGCACUGGAUGAGCUGUCACCGGUCCACAAGAGGAAGGGCCGGCAGUCCAACUGGAACCCGCAGCACCUGCUCAUCCUGCAGGCCCAGUUCGCCUCGAGCUUGCGGGAGACCACAGAGGGCAAGUACAUCAUGUCGGACCUGGGCCCACAGGAGAGGGUGCACAUCUCGAAGUUUACCGGCCUCUCCAUGACCACCAUCAGCCACUGGCUGGCCAAUGUGAAGUACCAGUUGAGGAGGACAGGGGGAACGAAAUUCCUAAAGAACCUGGACACAGGGCAUCCUGUUUUCUUUUGCAACGAUUGUGCCUCUCAGUUCAGAACUGCAUCUACAUACAUAAGUCAUUUGGAGACGCACUUGGGCUUCAGCCUGAAGGAUCUAUCCAAGCUGCCACUCAAUCAGAUUCAAGAACAGCAGAAUGUUUCGAAAGUCCUCGCCAACAAAACUCUGGGCCCGCUGGGGGCCACCGAGGAAGACUUGGGCUCCACAUUCCAAUGUAAGCUCUGCAACCGGACUUUUGCGAGCAAGCACGCAGUCAAACUGCACCUUAGCAAGACUCAUGGCAAGUCCCCCGAGGACCACCUGAUCUAUGUGACUGAGUUGGAGAAACAGUAGCGUCCAGGUAUGCAAGAGACCACGGAACAUUGCACUAAACGUCGUCGAGCUGCACUAGGCCUGGCCUGAGCCUCUAAAAUCAGUCUUUCCUUUGUUGCUGGCCCGCCUCUCUGGACCUUGGUUUUCUUACACAUAUUUUGUAUAUUUAUAUGCUCUCUGUCCGAUCUGUGCAUGUUAUUUUUCUUUUUCCGUGAGUCAAAGUCUGACCUUUAUUUUCAACAUCUGUUCUUGAUGUUAAGCUAUCUUUUGUAGGAAAUAGUGGGGCACACUACUCAGAGACAUUAUUUAGCAGUAAAGAAAGACACAAAUAACAAUGAUAAAAAGACAUCCUAAAAUGACGAAGUUGCCAUGACAAUAAAGGUCAUAGAACCUGGUAGUGUCAAAUUUAACCCUUUGAGGACUGUAAUUGCAUUUCUGUGCCUUUCACUUGAAAAAAAAGAAAAAAAGGCUUAAAGGCAUUUCAUUCAGAUCAAAAGCUGUGUCAGACACAAAACUUAUUUAAUAAUUAAAAAAUGAGCUUUUAUAUGCAGAACUGGUUUGUGAGGAAACAUGCAUGCAGCUGUGGGAAGAUAGAAAGCUGUGUAGGACUCAUGGGGUUUGGAAGCCACACCUCUACAUGUCUAAAACAAAAAACAACAACAGAUACCCACUCGCCACUAUGCCCAAACCCUCUGGAUGCGGAAAAAUGCCACUUUCGGCAAAAAAAAAAAAAAAAAAAAAGUAUGCAAGCUAUUAUUUAAAAAUGUAUAAAAAUGCUAUUUCUUUUUUCCUGUAAAAUAUUGCGGUUUAUAGUUAUUUACAAAUGUAAGCUUUGGUACAAGCUGACCUUUCUAUAGCGUGCUGCAUUGGUAAAUGAAAAAAAAAUGGGGCAAACGUUGGAGUCCUUUCCUUGUAAAUUGCCAGCAUCAGCUUAAAAACUCCUGUAUGUUACAUAUCGUACCAUUUUAAUCUCUUCAACUUUCUUUGUACCUUCUGGCUGUAUGCUUUCCCUUUUAACUUUUUAUAUUGUCAUUUUAUAUUAAAUUUCUGUGUAUAUAAUGUAAAACCACAAUUUUUGAAUAAAAUUUAGUUCCUGCAGCUUGAUUUAAAUAGAGGACUUUUACUGGCACCUGCAUCUCUCCAGAUGCAUGUACUCAGAGGGACUGUCAGACAAAAAUAAAUACAUAAAAACAAAGCAAGCAAUGCACUAUUAAUUAUACAUUUUGAUGUUCUAUCAUUAAUAUUGUACAGUACAUUUUGGUUCACACAAUUAAAUCCACUGUUUUCUCAGAUGUAAAAUAAACCCACAUGCAGUUCUUGAUUUACA